AUGCAUGAGCAGAAACGAGUUAUAAUUGACCCUAAUAGCAGACUAGAAAAUCUUAAUGAGGAAACCAAGAAUAUAUUAAGAGAAAAUGCUGAAAAAGCAGAAAUGGAGGCGCAGCAAAACGAAAAGAGAGUCAAGGAACUAAAGGACAAGAUAAGUGGGCUGUUGGAUAGAAGGACUGUGGUUGAGGAGGAAUUACUAAGAGCCAAUAAAGCCAUCACGACAUUAAAGAGGAAAGAACAAAUACUGGAGGGUGAUGUUUUACCAGGGCUGUACGUUGGUAACUAUAGAGAUUCAAAAGAUUCGUCCCAAUUGACCAAACACAAUAUUACUCACAUCGUUGCCAUCCACGAUACAGCUCGUCGAAUUCAUUCGGAUAAACACUAUUUGUGCAUCAUGGCUUCAGACACACCAGACCAAAAUUUGACUCAGUAUUUUUCACUUUCCAACGACUUCAUCCAUGCCGCCCGUUUGAGAGAUGGAAACGUCCUUAUUCAUUGUCUCGCUGGUAUGUCCCGUAGUGUAACAGUGGCUGUAGCUUACAUAAUGUCCGUCACCACUCUGAACUAUAAAGAUGCUCUUAAAGUGGUCAGAGCAGGAAGAAAUGUUGCCAAUCCAAACUUGGGGUUUCUCAAACAGUUGGAGGAGUUUGAAUGUACUAGACUUAUUGAAGAACGUCGAAGAUUGAAAGAACGUUACCCCAGCUUAGCCUUAGUCUACAAAGACCAAGAACAAUGCGCGCUGAUGCUCAACAACUACGAAGAACUUUUACAAUCCAGAAGCAUAUGCGAAGCGAAUUGCGCCUUAGGAGAGACCUGCCCUACUGGCUUGUGCAGGUAG
Molecule: messenger RNA, 837 nt
Organism: Ceutorhynchus assimilis (cabbage seed weevil)
Lineage: Eukaryota; Metazoa; Arthropoda; Insecta; Coleoptera; Curculionidae
Source: the annotation of a GenBank genome assembly